AUGUCCAAGGUAACGGCGCCGGGGCCCGGGCCGCCGGUGGCGGCGGCGGCGGCGGGCGGGAAGGAGAAGCGCUCCUUCAGCAAGCGGCUGUUCCGGAGCGGCCGCGCGGGCGGCGCGGGCGGCGGUGGCGGCGCGGGGGGCCCCGGGCCGGCCGCGCCCUCCUCGGCGCGCUCGGUGGGCAGCUUCAUGAGCCGCGUCCUCAAGACGCUGUCGACGCUGUCGCACCUGAGCUCCGAGGGCGCCGGCCCCGAGCGCGGCGGCCUCCGCAGCUGCUUCCCGCCCGCCGCCGCCGCCGCCGCGCCCGCGCCCUGCCCGCCGCCGCCGCCCGCCGCGCCCGCCGCGCCCGCGCCUCCCGCUUGCGCCCCCGAGCCCGUGCCCGGCGUGGCGGGGCUCCGCAACCACGGCAACACGUGCUUCAUGAACGCCACGCUGCAGUGCCUCAGCAACACCGAGCUCUUCGCCGAGUACCUGGCGCUCGGCCAGUACCGCGCGGGCCGCCCCGAGCCCCAGCCCGAGCCCCCGCCGCCCGCCGGCCGGGGCCUGCAGGGGCAGGGCCAAGGCGAGGUCACCGAGCAGCUGGCGCACCUGGUGCGGGCUCUUUGGACCCUAGAGUACACCCCGCAGCACAGCCGCGACUUCAAGAGUAUUGUGUCAAAGAAUGCACUGCAGUAUCGUGGAAAUUCCCAGCAUGAUGCCCAGGAGUUUCUGCUGUGGCUUUUGGACCGAGUUCACGAAGACCUCAAUCAUGCCAUAAAGGAGAGUGGCCAGCCUCCUCUGAAGCCUCCAUCAGAGACAGAUAUGAUGCCAGAGGGACCAUCUUUUCCUGUGUGUAGCACUUUUGUACAAGAACUUUUUCAAGCCCAGUACAGAUCUUCUUUGACAUGCCCUCAUUGUCAGAAACAGAGCAACACUUUUGACCCUUUCCUCUGCAUUUCUUUGCCAAUUCCUCUGCCCCAUACAAGGCCUCUCUAUGUCACCGUAGUGUAUCAAGGGAAAUGUUCCCACUGCAUGAGGAUUGGUGUGGCUGUGCCUUUGUCUGGGACUGUCGCUAGACUUCGGGAAGCAGUGUCUGUGGAGACAAAGAUCCCCACUGAUCAGAUUGUGUUAACAGAAAUGUACUAUGAUGGGUUCCAUCGUUCCUUUUGUGAUACAGACGACCUGGAGACUGUCCAUGAAAGUGACUGCAUUUUUGCCUUUGAGACUCCAGAAAUAUUUAGGCCUGAAGGAAUUCUCAGUCAAAGAGGCAUCCACUUAAACAAUAAUCUGAAUCAUUUGAAAUUUGGCCUGGAUCAUCACAGAUUGCCUUCCCCGCUACAAACAGCAGCCAAGCAGGGGAGGACGGACUUGCCCAGCUCCCGAGCAGGAAGUGACAAGAUUGUCCUGCUGGUGUGCAACCGUGUGUGCACGGGACAGCAAGGGAAGAGGUUUGGAUUGCCUUUCGUCCUGCACUUGGAGAAGACAGUGGCAUGGGACCUUCUGCAGAAGGAAAUCCUGGAGAAGAUGAAGUAUUUCUUGAGGCCCUCAGUUUGCAUUCAGGUGUGCCCAUUCAGUUUGCGUGUGGUCAGUGUUGUGGGCAUCACAUACUUGCUGCCCCAGGAGGAGCAGCCCUUGUGCCACCCGACAGUUGAGAGGGCAUUAAAGUCUUGCGGACCAGGCGGCACAGCUCAUGUGAAGUUAGUAGUAGAAUGGGACAAGGAGACAAAAGAUUUCUUGUUUGUAAACACAGAAGAUGAGUACAUCCCUGACGCCGAGAGUGUCCGUCUGCAGAGGGAGCGCCACCAGCAGCCCCAGACCUGUACUUUAUCUCAGUGUUUCCAGCUCUACACCAAAGAGGAGCGGCUUGCCCCGGAUGAUGCCUGGCGCUGUCCGCACUGUAAGCAGCUGCAGCAGGGGAGCAUCACGCUGAGCCUGUGGACGCUGCCUGACGUCCUCAUCAUCCACCUCAAGAGGUUUCGCCAGGAAGGAGACAGGCGUAUGAAACUUCAGAACAUGGUCAAGUUCCCCUUGACUGGCCUGGACAUGACACCUCAUGUGGUUAAGAGAAGCCAGAGCAGCUGGAGCUUGCCAUCCCAUUGGUCCCCGUGGAGACGGCCCUAUGGACUCGGGAGGGACCCUGAGGACUCCAUCUAUGACCUGUAUGCUGUGUGCAACCACCAUGGCACCAUGCAAGGGGGGCACUACACAGCGUACUGUAAGAACUCCGUGGACGGCCUCUGGUAUUGCUUCGAUGACAGCGAAGUGCAGCAGCUUUCAGAAGACGAGGUGUGUACUCAGACAGCCUACAUCCUCUUCUACCAGAGGCGGACUGCCAUCCCCUCAUGGUCGGCCAACAGCUCAGUGGCAGGCUCCACAAGUUCUUCCCUGUGCGAGCACUGGGUGAGCCGACUUCCAGGGAGCAAGCCAGCCAGCGUGACCUCGGCAGCCUCCUCCAGACGCACUUCCCUGGCCUCACUCUCUGAGUCUGUGGAGAUGACCGGGGAGAGGAGCGAAGAUGACGGAGGCUUUUCGACUCGACCAUUUGUGAGGAGCGUCCAGCGUCAGAGCUUGUCAUCCAGAUCUUCUGUCACCAGUCCCCUGGCUGUCAAUGAAAACUGCAUAAGACCCUCAUGGUCCCUGUCUGCCAAGCUACAGAUGCGCUCCAGUUCUCCCUCCCGGUUCUCAGGGGACUCUCCGAUUCACAGCUCUGCCUCUACCCUCGAGAGGAUCGGGGAGGCGGGGGACGACAAGGUCUCCAUCUCUUGCUUUGGUAGCUUACGGAACCUAUCUAGCAGCUACCAGGAGCCAAGUGACAGUCAUGGUCGCCGUGAGCACAAGGCUGUGGGCCGGGCCCCGCUGGCUGUCAUGGAAGGUGUGUUCAAAGAUGAGUCAGAUACUCGCAAAUUGAGCUCCAGUGUUUUAGAUGCACAAAACAAAAACUUAGCACAAGGGGAUUGCCUGCCCCCCAUCUGUCCCCCAUCUGAUCCAUUUGACAACAACAACCAGAUUGCCUAUGUAGACCAGAGCGAUUCCGUAGAUAGCUCUCCUGUCAAAGAGGUGAAGCCCCCAGGCCCCCCAAGCUCCUUUGCAAAGAAGCCCGAGAGCACAGCCAGAAGGCCCUCCAGUGCCCGAGUUGCCUCUGAGCCAGAGAAGGGUGUGCGUAAGGGGCGGCCGGCACUGGCAAGCCAGGACUCGUCUCUCUCAAGUACAUCCCCCUCCUCGCCCGUCCCUGUGAAGUCUUCUCUGAAGCCCUCCCGUUCUCGCAGCAAAGCAGACUCUGCUGCCAGGGCUAGUGGAAGGCACUCGGCUCCCGCCCAGGCCAGAAAGGACUCGUCCUCCAAGGCCCAGGACUCUGCAUCUUCUCCUUCUGCACAGAAGCAGAAGCCCGCCUCUGCCCUCGUUCACUCUGCAGCUUCCACAGCUGCCAAAAAAACUCCGGGCCCUGCCCCCAGGGGCGCUUUCCCUCCUGGAAAGAGCAGGACUUCAGACCGGAGCUUAAGCAGAGAGGGCUCCCGCCAGAGCCUGGGCUCUGACAGAGCCACUGUCAUCUCCACUUCCAAGCCCACCUCCCCGCGGGUGAGCCAGGCCAGAGCAGGUGAGAGCAGAGGUGAUGGCAAGCACGUGCGAAGCUCCUCCAUGGCCAGCCUGCGUUCCCCCAGUGCCAGCGUGCGCUCCGGCCUGAAGAGAGACAGCAAGUCAGAGGACAAGGGGCUGUCCUUCUUCAAGUCAGCCCUGAGACAGAAGGAAACGCGGCGGUCCACUGAUCUGGGCAAGACCACCUUGCUCUCUAAAAAGGCUGCUGGGGGUUCUGUCAAGUCGGUGGGUAAGAACGCCCUGGAUGACAAGUCCGAGAAAGACCACCAGCCUUCAGGUUCCCAGCAGCCAAAUGCCAAUGCGGUUGGGAAGGAGCUCAUCUCCAAGGACCCUGCUGCUGCUAAGCAUUCCCUGCUGUCCUCUCGCAAAUCCAAGUCUUCCCAGCUGGAUUCUGGAGUCCCCUCGUCUCCCAGUGGCAGGCCGGCCUCAGAGAAAGCCUCCAAAAAGUUACCUUCCAGCAUGCAAAGCUCUGCACGGCCUUCUCAGAAACCUCAGUGAUGGUUCUGUCUGUAAAGAUGCUUAUUUAUUUAGAACCCUCUCUCCCACUAAAGCCCUUUCUGCUUUUGUUUUGUAUUUUUGGGGUGUGUGUGUGUGUGUGUGUAUGUAUGUAUGUGUAUGUGUAUGUGUAUGUGUGGGUAUAUAGAAUUCCAUCACAGAUUGCUGAAAGUGUCGCCUUAUUCUGUCAUUGAACCAAAUAACAGCCAUAGGCAAAGCAUUUGCUAGCAAGCUAACUGGAGUCAUCGUAGACUACCCUGACAGUCCCUUCAGUAACUAUGCUACAUCUUUCUAGAGAACUCAGAUGACUUGUAGGACACUUAGAUUUGUUUUGAAACAUGCAAGCCAGUUGAGCCACAGUGAGUGUAUAAGAGAGGGAGUUCCCUGACAUGGCUUUCACUUGAGCAGGACCUAUCCUUGCGAGUUCUCAAUGGCACCCGGAUCUCUGAACCUGUGAUGCCAACAGGGAAAACAAGCUGAGGGGAGCCGUUGCUCUCUGCGCUGUGAGCCCAUCUUCUGUCUCUGAAGGUUGAGCUUUUCACAGUAAUGUUCUCAGGUAUAUGACCCCAGAAUGCUAGGAUGAUGUGCAUCGGUGUACAGCAUUCAGGAGGAAAGUGGUGUGGGUGACUGCCACUUUUGCUGCCACACACAGACCUUUUAGAGUGAGGCGGAAGCCUUUUUCUGCCUUCAGAGCUGCAGAGAUGACCUAUCUCCACUCCUGGGAUAUCAGAUUGCUUAGCCAGAGAGCCAGGCACGAGUUUUCUAAGUAUGGUAGCUCAGGCCACUGGGAGUUUGAACCUGUACCAGAGAGCAGUUAGACCUUCUGAAAGAUCCCUAGCAAAGCCCAGAUUCUACGCUGGUGGUGUGGAUUGCUACCAUUUCUUCCUGUGGCUGUGUUUUGUUGUUAGAGAGGAAUGCUCUGUGCUGUCCCCCUGUGCACGCUCGUGUGUCCUGUCCAGCUGCAAAAGGAGGCGGCGGCUCCUGCUGUGGGUAGCAGAGUUUUACAGAUGCACUUCAGGUCCGGCCUGGAAGUCCUGCCUGUGACUGCCUCUAGUAGAUCUCAUUUAUGUCUUUGUGUUAAAGUUGAACUUUGGAGUGGAAUUUGGAGUGUGUUGGUACAAAUUGCAAAAGAGAAACCAUAGAAAUCUCACAGAUAAACAGAAUGUUUACUUUUUCCAGCUUUGUAAUCAAUCUCCUGGCAAUACCUUACAGCUCAGUUUCUAACUUCUUCCCCCCUUUUCUAGUUUUUAAAAAAAUAUCAAGAGUUGUGGUCCUGAUUUUCCUUGAAUAGCAUUUGUUACUUUGCCAUAAACUAGAGCAUGCUGUUAUUUGCUGUUAUGUGCUUCUCUGUGUGUGUGUGUGUGUGUGUGUGUGUAUGUGUGUGUGUAUGCGCAUGUGUAUGUACACACGUGCUGCUACUGGGGCUUGAA
Messenger RNA from Perognathus longimembris pacificus (Pacific pocket mouse), 5495 nucleotides. It is a transcript of the gene Usp31, whose product is annotated as ubiquitin specific peptidase 31. Gene Ontology annotation, biological process: protein deubiquitination. The transcript is spliced from 16 exons. The record is from RefSeq and is a predicted model, not a curated record. NCBI's taxonomy places the organism in Eukaryota, Metazoa, Chordata, Mammalia, Rodentia, Heteromyidae. Bases 1 to 4068 code for a protein of 1355 amino acids. Gene Ontology annotation, molecular function: cysteine-type deubiquitinase activity.